Molecule: messenger RNA, 2075 nt
Organism: Acanthochromis polyacanthus (spiny chromis)
Lineage: Eukaryota; Metazoa; Chordata; Actinopteri; Pomacentridae
Gene: lmo2
Product: LIM domain only 2 (rhombotin-like 1)
Exons: 3
Coding region: 604-1086 (160 amino acids)
Biological process (GO): positive regulation of transcription by RNA polymerase II
Cellular component (GO): nucleus
Molecular function (GO): DNA-binding transcription factor binding; transcription coactivator activity
Source: RefSeq, a predicted model, not a curated record
GCGCAGCAAAUAAUGAACUCAUUAGUCUCUGUCACGACGGAGCUGCGCGCCCGGCCGAGGAGCUGUGCGGUGUUUAGCUGUCGCUUUAAGACCGAUUUCCCCCCAUUGUCAAACAGUCGUGAGCAGGAAGAGGGAAACGAAAGCAGACACCGAGGGGGCCCGACGUAUUUAAACACGAUGCUGCCGCACAAUAACGGCUUCGUGUGGAGGAGAGGAGCGCACUUUGACAGGGACGCACGGACACGCAGAUCCACGCCAGUGACCUUCUGAUCGGCUGGAUGGUGUCCGGACCGAAUAAAGCAGCGGACAGUGGGUAAAGUGGCUACGGGAUGAGAGAAUGCACACAUGGAAGUGUCACCUCGGGUCGUUGCCUCAGGAAAUGAUGACAGUGUCCUCCAUCAUCGCUUAGCUGCUCAGAGCGCACAGUUCUCGUCUUGCGGCCAUUUCGACUGGACUCAGUUGCCUUUUUUUGAUUUAACACACACACAAAGACUGUAAGCGGCAGGUUGGAUGCUGUUGAAGCAGGUGCAGGCAGCUUCACAGGUAUCCGCUGAUCUGCUGGCUCUGGACUCUCAUAUCUGAUCUGGACUUCAUAUUAGAAGAAUGACAUCCACUAUAGAGAGGAAGACACUGGAAGCCAAUGAGGAGCCGGUGGAUGAGGUCCUCCAGAUGCCGCCGUCUCUGCUGACAUGUGGCGGCUGUCAGCAGAGCAUCGGAGACAGAUUCUUCCUGAAGGCCAUCGAGCAGUACUGGCACGAGGACUGUCUGAGCUGCGACCUGUGUGGCUGCCGGCUGGGGGAGGUGGGCCGCCGGCUCUACUACAAGCUGGGAAGAAAAUUGUGUCGGAGAGAUUACCUCAGGCUGUUUGGUCAGGACGGUCUCUGCGCUUCCUGUGAGAAGAGGAUCCGGGCGUUUGAGAUGACAAUGCGUGUGCGAGACAAGGUUUACCAUCUAGAGUGCUUCAAGUGUGCUGCCUGCCAGAAGCACUUCUGUGUGGGUGAUCGCUACCUUCUCAUCAACUCAGAUAUUGUGUGUGAGCAGGACAUCUUUGAGUGGACCAAGAUCAACAAUAACAAUAUGGUUUAGGAGGAUCUCUUGCUCAACACAAUGGAGCUGCCUUUUUCCUCUUCCUUGAAAGGGAACGGACCACUGAUAGACAGUUUGUAAUGCCUGUGCAGGCAUCAUUAUACAUCUAAAAUUCAUAUGGAAGGAUUUUAACAUAAAAGGACAGGCUUGAUCUCUGCAGUUGUCCCUGCUGGAGACUAAUGAAGACUAUACCAGCAAUAACAGAGAUUUUUAUCUAAGGCUUCAUUCUAAAAGCAAAAAAUUCUUAAAUACUGAAAAUACAUGCAGUAUUAGUCAUUUGUUAUACACUGGAAUAUUAGAAAUGAUCAAAAACUAAAUCUUUGUGAAUUUUAUUGUAGUCAAACAUUGCUGCAUCACUUCAGUCUGCUCUAAAAUGUUCAAUAAGAUCAGCAACUAUACAGUUAUGCGUGUGUGUAAUUUCCUGAUAUUUUCUUAUUAUUAAUUAUGAACAAAUGAGAACUUUGCAGCCGAUCAAUUUAUAUCUUAAUAGUAAUGCGUUCUUUAUUAAUUACUGGAAAUGUUUUCUGUAUGUUCAAGUGUUAUUGCCUGCGAACAAGUCUCACAUUUUAAUGUUCAGUUGACCUGCUGACUUAAAGACUGUGUUCUUAAGUUGGGAAUUACUUGGAAUUUAUUAAUGAGAUGUUUACCUGCCUCUAUAUCCUGCUUACUUAUCCAUGAAACUUCUCUGGGAAAGAAUUUAUUAGGAAACUAUGAACCUGUAAAUGGAACAUUUCCAUAUUGUCAUAUCAUAAAUGGAAUACAAUAUCCAUUUUGAAAAGUCAUCAUCAGAAUGAUUGCUCUGUAUUGCCAGGUUGAACUGGUGGCGCCCUCUAGUGGAUUGAACCCAUGCAAUACUUAUUUGACUGACUUUGAAGAAGUUUUCAGUGUUUCAUGUCAUUUUAACAACUCUUUGGACAUGCACCCAACACUUUUUGGAUAUUUGCUUGUAAGUUUAUUUAAUAAAUGACAAUUUAGAGAAACACUGACAA